Neoarius graeffei (lesser salmon catfish) is the source of this 2364-nucleotide messenger RNA. RefSeq names its product myxovirus (influenza virus) resistance E (gene mxe). Gene Ontology annotation, biological process: defense response to virus. Lineage: Eukaryota; Metazoa; Chordata; Actinopteri; Siluriformes; Ariidae. Gene Ontology annotation, molecular function: GTP binding; GTPase activity; microtubule binding. The record is from RefSeq and is a predicted model, not a curated record. Gene Ontology annotation, cellular component: cytoplasm; microtubule; nucleus. The transcript is spliced from 12 exons. The coding region runs from base 134 to 2035 and encodes 633 amino acids.
AGCUAAAGUUUACAAUAAAUACUGCUGAUAUGCAUAUACAGCGUACACAUAACACUCCUCUUCUCCAGCUGCACACAUUAGACCUAGCUGGGAAGACAACUGGAGAUAAAGCAGUAGUUUACCAGUUAUUGCUAUGUCACGGAAGGCCUCCAAAAAGGUAGAAGUUGAAGGAAUGAGUAACAGCCUAAACCACCACUAUGAGGACAGGGUGCGUCCCUACAUCGAUCUUGUGGACAAGCUAAGGUCUCUGGGAGUAGAGAAGGACCUGAACUUGCCAGCCAUUGCUGUUAUAGGUGAUCAGAGUUCAGGAAAGAGCUCUGUGUUGGAGGCUCUUUCAGGGGUGGCCUUGCCGAGAGGCACAGGUAUUGUGACCCGCUGCCCUUUGGUAUUGAAACUAACCAGAGUUGAAAAGGGUGUCAUAUGGUCUGGAACUCUAAUAUACAAAGGCCAAAAAAAGAUCCUCCACAAGCCAUCAGAUGUGGGGAAUGCUAUUUCACAUGCUCAGAAUGUCUUGGCGGGAGAGGGGAAGGGAAUCAGCCAGCAGAUGAUCUCUCUAGAGAUCAAAUCCAGUGAAGUUCCUGAUCUCACCCUUAUUGACCUGCCAGGCAUUGCCAGGGUCGCAACAGGUGACCAGCCAUUUGACAUUGAGAAGCAGAUCAAGGAUCUCAUUGAGAAAUUCAUAAAGAGACAAGAAACUAUUAGCUUGGUGGUUGUGCCUGCAAACAUUGACAUUGCCACAACUGAGGCACUGAAGAUGACAAACAAAGUGGAUCCAAAUGGACAGAGGACUCUGGGCAUCCUUACCAAACCUGACUUAGUGGAUAAGGGUGCAGAGGAAAGUGUUGUAAAUACAGUAAAUAACCAGGUGAUCCCACUGAAGAAGGGCUACAUGAUUGUGAAGUGCCGUGGCCAGCAAGACAUCAAUGAGGAUCUUAGUCUGCUUAAAGCUCUCCAAAAUGAGCAAGUCUUUUUUCAGGAGCAUCCACAUUUCAGACCUCUCUUGGAGGAAGGGAAAGCCACAGUGCCUGUACUUGCAGAGAGACUAACCAGGGAACUGGUAGAUCACAUUAAUGAAUUACUCCCACAGUUGCGCCAGCAAGUCGAAGACAAAUUGGAGAAAACAGUUGAUGAUUUGGAAGAGCUUGGAGAUGGAGUUCCUCAAGAUGAAACUGAGAAAAACAAUUUUCUUAUUGCGAAAAUCAGGAACUUCAACAACGUCCUUACAGAUGUGAUGAGGGCAGAGGAGCACACCCAAAACUCAGAGCCCAAAAUUUUUACUAAAAUCAGGAAAGAGUUUGGAAAAUGGAAACAACAACUAGAUGACAAGGCUAACAGACUUCAGGAAAACCUCCGUGAUGAAAUUGAAGAGUACACCAAGACCUGUCGGGGAAAGGAGCUUCCUGGAUUUGUUAAUUACAGAACUUUUGAAAACAUUGUCAGAGGACAUGUACAGGAACUGGAGGAACCUGCUAUACAAUUACUGAGAGACAUCACUGAUAUUGUUCACACCUGUGUGAACAAGGUGGUCGGCUCCCAUUUUGAGUCCUUUCCCAACCUCUUGAGGGCAGCUAAAGAGCCAACUGAGGAUCUGCUUGAGCAGGAGCAUGGAAAAGCCCUAAAGAAAGUACAUUCUCAAUUUAAAAUGGAAAAAAUUGUCUAUUCACAAGAUGGUCUCUACAGCCACCAGCUAGAGACUGUCAAACAGAAACCGGACCCUAGUAGGACAUUUAUUAACUUAAAAGGUCAAAUCAUCACCAAGCAAGUGAGUGCUGAUGUCAGGGAGAUGGCUCAGCACCUGAAUGCCUAUUUCAUGAUCACCUCUGACCGUCUGGCCAACCAGGUGCCCCUCAUAGUGCAGUACCAUAUGCUGGACCAGUACUUCAUUCAGCUUCAGGUUGCCAUGUUGAGCAUGAUCGGAUGUCAGAAUGCAGAGAAGCUUAUCCGAGAGGAUUCUAGUGUAGCUCAACGUCGGAAGAACUUGAGGGACCGCUUGGAGCGUCUAAAAAAAGCAAGCCGGAUCUUGUCCAAGUUUUAACUGUCUGUCUCAUAAAUGAAUUCUAAUUAGUAAAGGUCAUUAGAAGGAUAACCCCUUAAGGCUGGAGACUUUCUUUUACUUUAUUACUUCUGUUCACAUUACUGUAUCUUUGCAAUGAUUUUACAAAAGGCAUUCCUGUUUUGUUAGAGUUGGCUAAAACAUGUUAGGUACAUGUUAAUAUUAAAUGUUAUUUACAUGUCAUGAUAUUUUAUUAAUGUUCUAGUGCUAUUACAUGAUACUAUUAAAUAUGUUACACAGAAUUAUAAAUAUUAGGGUUUAGAGGUUUGAAUUGCAUGGAUCCCCAUUCUAUUUAGAGAACCUGUACUGUU